This is a messenger RNA of Limanda limanda (common dab), 3500 nucleotides long. RefSeq names its product ADAM metallopeptidase domain 17b (gene adam17b). The transcript is spliced from 18 exons. The record is from RefSeq and is a predicted model, not a curated record. Gene Ontology annotation, molecular function: metalloendopeptidase activity. Gene Ontology annotation, biological process: Notch signaling pathway; membrane protein ectodomain proteolysis. Bases 141 to 2600 code for a protein of 819 amino acids. Gene Ontology annotation, cellular component: plasma membrane. Lineage: Eukaryota; Metazoa; Chordata; Actinopteri; Pleuronectiformes; Pleuronectidae.
CCUGGAGUUCGGAGCGGAAACGAUUUGUUUCUCACUUCAUUCUCGACUUUUACCAGCGGACGUGUUUGAAGACUCUCUUCCGAACCGUCGCGAACGUGUUGCCUGUGAUGUUGGAGCUUUUAUUUUGAAGGGAGGUAAACAUGAGACCGGACAUCACCGUUUUUACGAUCCUCGCGGUUCUCACGGUUUUAACCGAAGCGGUUCGAUCCGCAGACACCGAGCAGCAGGAAGAAGCGUCGCUUCGCUCGAUGCUGGAGGACUUCGACGUGCUGCGUCUGUCCAGCCUCCAGACGCACGCCGUCCGCCGCCGAGACGUCAGCGCCCAGAGUCACGUGGAGAAGACGCUGAGCUUCUACGCCCUGAAGAGGAGGUUCAGACUCUACCUGAGGACCAACCAGCAGCUGUUCACCAGCGACUUCCGAGCGGCGGUGGUGGACGAGCACGGAGAGAGAAGUCUCCAGAUCAACAGACACAACUUCUUCACCGGACACGUCAUCGGAGAAGAACAUUCUCGGGUUCAGGCUCACAUCGACGACCACGAGUUCUCCGCUCACAUCCUGACUGAUGAAGCAGAAUUCAACAUCGAGCCGCUGUGGAGGUUCACGUCAGCGCCCCCUGAUGGUCGCCUGCUGAUCUACCGCUCGGAGGACAUCAGGAACCUGAGCCGCCUGCAGCAUCCGUCGGUCUGCGGCUACGUGACCUCCGACCCCAGCCACCUCCGCCCUGACAGCGUGAGAACAGCCGAGUCGACGGAGCGGCGGGAAAACGAGCCGGUGUCCCGAGGGAGACGUCAGGUGGUCGACCACACGAGGAACACGUGUCCUCUGCUGCUGGUCGCUGACCAUCGCUUCUUCAAACACAUGGGCCGAGAGGAGGAGAGCACCACACUCAACUACCUGAUCGAGCUGAUCGAUCGAGUGGACGACAUCUACAGAAACACGUCGUGGGACGAAGAGUUCGUCGGUUACGGAGUUCAGAUCCAGCAGAUCAUCAUCAACAAGAUCCCGAGCAGCGUGGAACCAGGACAGAGUCACUUCAACAUGAGAGGAAGUCCCGAGGCGGGCAGAGACGUGUGGGACGUCAAGAAGCUGCUGGAGCAGUUCAGUGUGGACAUCGCAGAGAACGCCUCCAGCGUGUGCCUGGCGCACCUCUUCACCUACCAGGACUUCGAUGAAGGGACGCUGGGACUCGCCUACGUGGCGCCGGCCAAACCCGACGUGCCCGGAGGCCUCUGCUCCAAAGCGUGUCCUUCAUCGGCGAACCAGCAGAACGCCAUUUACCUGAACACGGGUCUGACCAGCACCAUGAACUACGGGAAGACCAUCCUGACCAAGGAAGCCGACCUGGUGACCACGCACGAGCUCGGACACAACUUCGGAGCAGAGCACGACCCCGACAACAUCCCGCACUGCGCCCCCCGGGAGGACGGGGGGGGGAAGUUCGUCAUGUACCCCAUCGCCGUGAGCGGCGACCACGCCAACAACAAGGUGUUCUCGGACUGCAGCCGGCGCUCCGUGGUGAAGCGGCUGCGAGCGAAGGCGCUGGCGUGCUUCAGGGAGAGGAACACCAACGUGUGUGGGAACUCCCGGGUGGAGCAGGGGGAGGAGUGUGACCCCGGACUCCUGAACGUCGACUCGGACCGCUGCUGCACCGACGACUGCCGCCUCCGAGCCGGAGCCCGCUGCAGUGACAGGAACAGUGCGUGCUGCCGAGGCUGCGGGUUCGAGUCCGAAGGCGGAGUCUGUCAGGAGCCCAUCGACGCCACCUGCAAGGGACACUCCUACUGCACGGGAAACAGCAGCGAGUGUCCGGCGCCAGAAGACGCUCCGGAUCAAACCGUGUGUCUGGACGGCGGCGAGUGUCUGAGCGGCGAGUGCGUCCCGUUCUGUGAGGCCGUGCUGCAGCUGCAGCCCUGCGCCUGCAACGAAACCAACUCGUCGUGUAAAGUCUGCUGUCGCAGCGGCGGUGGCGCCUGCACCCCCCACCAGGACCACACGGGUCACUUCCUGUUCCUGCGUAAAGGGAAACCCUGCACCGUGGGCUUCUGUGACGGAGCGGGGAAGUGCAUGAAGCAGGUGCAGGACGUGGUCGAGCGCCUGUGGGACUUCAUCGAGACGCUGGACAUCAGCACGCUGGGCCGCUUCCUGGCCGAUAACGUGGUGGGCUCGGUCGUGGCGUUCUCGCUGCUCCUCUGGGUCCCGGUCAGCAUCCUGGUUCACUGCGUGGACAGGAAGCUGGACCAGCAGUACGAGCGAAGCACCAAGACCAUGUUCUUCUCCAGCAAUGCCGAGCUCCUGAGCAGCCUGGAGUCCGCAUCUGUUCGGAUCUUCAAACCUCCGACCUUCCCCGGCGCCCCCCCACUCCGCUUCCAGCCGUGCAGCCCCCAGCAGACCAGCACCCCCCCGGGCUCCGACGCAGCCCUCCCUCCUCUGGACGGCCCCCGCAUGGCGACCAUCCAGGAGGAUGCCGGCCGCGACCCCCCCCCGGCGGAGGCGUUCGGGCGCUCGGCUCGGCGCUCGUUCGAGGACCUGACGGAGAAGAGCGUCCUGCUCCGCCUGCAGAGACGACAUCAGAUCGACUCCAAGGAGACGCAGUGCUGAGCGUCCUGUCCCUCGUCCUGUCCCUCGUCUCCACGACGACCAGGCGUCUCUCGGCUGGAACGCCUCCGAGUCGUCUCCAUCACAGCGUGAACCUGGAUGUGUCUCAGAGACGUGACUCAGCGUGAGCCUCUCAGGACGAACUGUAAGAACUCUGCAGCGCCACCAUCUGGUCAGUUUUCACUUGUCUUGGUGACCACAUCCUCACGGAAGCGUUUCCUGCUCAAGCUGCUCGUGGUCGCCGUCGGCAACAAGUCGCACAAAUCGUCUCCGAUGUUUCGUCUUUGCACUGAAACACUGAACCGCUUCAAACCGGUUUCAGUUUCUAGUGAAGCAAAGAAAUCUGCUUCGUUUUUUUUGCUUUAUGUUACAUAAAAAUAUUCAAUUUAUAUUUUGAACUAAAUCUCAGGUUUCGUUUCAGCUCACGUCCGAAAGUUCCUGUAAAAAGGAAACUGAUCCAAAAAAUGCCAAAUAUCAAACCUUCAGGUAUUAAAAGUCAAAACGAGUUGUUUCUUAGCAACCAAAGAUUCUUCAGCUGCUCGACCUCGUCUCAGCGUCAACGUUCAUUUUAAAACGUUGGACGAGUGAAUGUGUUUGUUUCUGAUUCAUCGACGUCAAAAACGUAUUCAGGAGUUGAACUGAUGAAAACCAUCAGUUUUAGCUCUGAAAGGUCAAAGUGCGUCGGGAACUGCUGACUCAUCAGGAAGGGUCAGCACAGAGGUCAAAGUUUGUAUUGAAAGAAUCAUCACAUUCUUAAAUAUUGAGUUUUACUCAUGAACUUUUAUCUUUCUUACGUCUGGUGUUAAAUUAUCUCUGUGGGAGUUGAACCCAGAGUUAGUGCCUUGCUCCUCCCACUCUGCGACACAAGGCUCUGUGGAGAUAUAUAUAUAUUUAUUUAUAUAU